Molecule: messenger RNA, 3638 nt
Organism: Armigeres subalbatus
Lineage: Eukaryota; Metazoa; Arthropoda; Insecta; Diptera; Culicidae
Product: protein argonaute-3
Exons: 7
Coding region: 183-3017 (944 amino acids)
Biological process (GO): regulatory ncRNA-mediated gene silencing
Cellular component (GO): P granule
Molecular function (GO): RNA endonuclease activity; protein binding; piRNA binding
Source: RefSeq, a predicted model, not a curated record
UCGCUUUUGUCAUUCCAGUUUGCGUACUUUGUCGCGAAGUGUUCUUUUGAAAGGAAAAAACGCGUUCGAAAUUUAAUGCUCAAAAUUCGAUAUUUUUUGGUAAUUACAAUUUGUGAAGUAUUUUGCACAUAAACGGCAAGCUUUCCUCACUAAAAAGGAAUUUCUAAACAUACAACGGAAAAAUGUCUUCGCGCUUGAAUCUUGUUCGGGCCUUUCUAAGUCAAUCAAGUUCAUCCGGAGAUGCCGCCGAACGUACGCAGGCACCGUCUUCCGGUGAUGCCCCCAGCGAAGGCGUCGACAGUGGAUUUCAAACCCGCACCCCAGAAAGCACCCCAACGACACAACGGAAAGGAAUUGGACGCGGUCAGUUGACUUCCGAUGCCGGUAAGGCCACCGGUACCUCUGGAUUGGAUUCGUCCGAAUCCGACGACAAACAAUCCAGCAUCGCAUCCGCUAUGCCGUCGCUGAGUGGCCGUGGAAGAGCUCAGUUCAUUCAAGCACUCAUCCGACAACCUUUCGAACCAGCACCUUCAGUAGUGUCCGACGAUUCGUCAUCCUUGGCUUCGGCCAGAGUGUCGCAGAUCGCAUGUGGACGAGGAAGAUUUAUACAACAGUUGUUAAAUACGGCUGCGGAUGCGGAGAGUGUCGAAACUCAAUCGAACGGCAAGAACGAUGAACUCUCCGAGGGAAUGUCACAGGUCACAAUUGCUGAAACGGUGGAAACGGUUGAGAAAGCGCCGGUCAUCAAAACUGGAUCGAAAGGUAUUCCUGUUCAGCUAAUGACAAAUUAUAUACGCCUGGCCUGUGACCCGGACCGCGGAAUUUACGAGUAUGAAGUCCGAUUCAAUCCGGUGGUGGACUCCAAAGCUAUCCGAGCUCGGUAUAUCGCCCAACAUAAAGAUGUUCUUGGUAAUGCCAAAACUUUUGACGGAGUAAAACUCUAUCUACCGAGGAAGCUUCCCCAAGCGGAACUCAUUUUGCACUCACAGAACCCGGUUGAUGGACACGAUGUAACGAUUAAGAUCAUCUAUAAACGCAAACAGCGGAUGAGUGAGAACAUCCAGUUCUACAAUAUUCUAUUCCAACGCAUUAUGAAGGUCCUCAAAAUGGUCGAGAUGGGCCGCAAGAAUUUUGACCCUUCCGAACCAAAGCUUAUUCCGCAGCAUCGGUUGGAGAUUUGGCCAGGGUAUGUUAGCGCUGUGGAUGAAUAUGAAGGGGGCCUGAUGUUGAACCUUGAUGUAUCCCAUCGGGUGCUUCUCCAAACAACGGUUCUGGAUCACAUCCGGACAUUGGCAAGGGCAAAUCCUCAAGAUUAUAAAAAUAUGGCAACUAAAUCACUGUUGGGCGCCGUCAUUCUAACCCGGUAUAACAAUAAAACCUAUCGCAUUGAUGAUAUUCUGUUCGAUCAGAAUCCUACCAUGACAUUCGAAGCCAAUGGAAAACCCAUAUCCUAUGUACAAUACUACAAGCAGCAGUACAACAUCGACAUCCAUGAUCUUAAGCAGCCAUUGCUGAUCAAUCGCAAGGAACGUCGUGUGGCGGGACAAGACAAACCUAUUGAAAUGAUAAUGUGCCUAAUUCCGGAGAUCUGCUAUCUAACCGGACUAACUGACGAAAUGCGAAGCGACUUCAAAGUGAUGCGAGAUAUAGCUGCCUUCACCAGGGUUUCGCCGAAUCAACGGUUGAACAGCAUGCGCAUAUUCUGUCGCAGCGUAAACCAGAACAAAGAGGCUCGCGAAAUUCUUGAAGUUUGGGGUCUGACACUCGACAUGGAAGCACUCAUCAUGCAAGGACGUUGCCUGGAAGAAGAAAAGGUACACUUCGGUAGCGCUAGCGUUGGCGUUGGAAAAAGUGGGGACUUCAAUCGUGCCGUCACCAGCAACAACGUCAUGCAAGCGGUUAACAUUCGAAGCUGGUUGCUGAUUCACACAGCGAAGGAUACCAAAAUUGCCAAAUCAUUCAUGGACUGCGUUGAUCGCAGCUGUCGUCCAAUGGGUAUUCAAAUCGGACCACCAACAAUUGAGGUUCUUCCAGCCGAUAAAACGGAACUGUACGUCCAGCUGCUGCGAACGAAGAUUCGUCAGGACACGCAAAUCGUUGUAAUAAUUUGCCCAACAUCUCGUGAUGACCGAUACGCUGCAAUCAAACGUAUCUGCUGCUCGGAAAUCCCCGUGCCGUCGCAAGUGAUCAACGCCAGGACUCUGAGUAACGAGGCCAAAAACCGAGCCAUUGUGCAAAAAAUCAUCCUUCAGAUGAACUGCAAACUGGGUGGAACAUUGUGGAGCAUCCGGAUUCCGUUCACAAAUGUAAUGAUUGCCGGCAUCGACACGUAUCACGAUCCGAAGCAGAAGAGCAAUUCGGUCUCCGCGUUCGUUGCUUCACUAAACGGAGAAUACACGCGAUGGUAUUCGCGUGCCUGCAUUCAGAGCAAAAAGGAGGAAUUCAUAAACGGACUGUGCGCAUCGAUGGAGAAGGCGUUGAAGGCGUACCAGAAGGCAAAUUGUCAACUGCCAGGCAAAAUCAUCAUUUUCAGAGACGGCGUUGGUGAUGGUCAGCUUCGUAUGUGCUCGGAGUAUGAAAUCCCACAGCUCCAGGAAUCGUGUAAACUUGUGGAGCCAAACUACGUCCCGGAGAUUACGUUUAUUGUCGUCCAAAAGCGCAUCAACACCCGAAUGUUCCGAAUCGACGGUAACAAUUUGGAGAAUCCAAAUCCGGGUACCGUGCUGGAUCACACGAUCACUCGGCGCAACCAUUUCGAUUACUUCCUGGUGCCGCAGUCGGUCCGUCAGGGUAGUGUUUCGCCCACGCACUACAUAGUGGUGCACAAUCAGUCGGACCACUCGCCGGACAUUUUGCAACGGUUGAGCUACAAGCUGUGCUAUCUGUACUACAACUGGCCGGGAAGCGUCCGAGUUCCCGCUUGCUGUCAGUACGCGCACAAAAUGGCCUACCUCAUAGGACAAUCGGUAAAACGAAAUCCGGACGAGGCGUUGAACGACAAGCUGUUCUAUCUGUAGAAGCACCAUCAUCAGUUUACUUCCUUUUUGGAAACGGAUUGUUCCGUUUCAGCCAGUGGGACUGGUUUUGUUUCGUUUAUGUUUUGUUUUAUCGAGUUGCUAGAGAUAUUAAUCAAGAGUGCUUCGUUAUCAGUGACAUGUAUCUUACAAAGAUCUCUUACUAGCUUUGUUACACAUUCGACUUCUAACUGAAGACUGAAUUUAUUCUUUUUUUGAGUUUACUCAUGACGUGUGACGAGCGAAAUAUCAUUGAAUGAAGGUACCUCUAUUGAAUCAAAUCGAUUGACGAAAGUUUCCAAUUCCUGGCACUAAGUGCUUUUUAAAACAAUUUUAUCUGUUUAUCCAGCAGCAUAGCAUAAUAAAAAGAUAUUGGCUGUCGUUUCUGUAGUAAGUAAGGGAUUAUCUCUAUCUAUAGAGAAACGUUUAAAAUAACUACUGAAAAUUAUUCUCCAACCACUUCAUUUUCCAUAACCCAAAGUUCAGUUGUUUCCAAAUUAGGCUAUCAUAGCAUUAAUAAUUAUUUUGACAAUAGAUGAUUGCAAACGAAUCGAAUCAAUAGACCAAUUUAUGAAAGCUUUUGGAUAUUUAUCAAUAAAUUAAUUCUUCGCUUUUGAAAAAUAA